Molecule: messenger RNA, 132 nt
Organism: Gongylonema pulchrum
Lineage: Eukaryota; Metazoa; Nematoda; Chromadorea; Rhabditida; Gongylonematidae
Source: the annotation of a GenBank genome assembly
AUGUUUCAAGCCCACUACUACAAAAAGAUCCAAAAACAGGCACCUGGAAAUACGUUACGAAAUUACAAAUACCGGAAACUGACGAGAAUUACGGCGAAAAACCAGAAACUGAGAAAGAUUCUUUACCUGUGA